This is a messenger RNA of Hyposmocoma kahamanoa, 657 nucleotides long. RefSeq names its product putative nuclease HARBI1. The record is from RefSeq and is a predicted model, not a curated record. The transcript has 4 exons. The coding region runs from base 154 to 657 and encodes 167 amino acids. NCBI's taxonomy places the organism in Eukaryota, Metazoa, Arthropoda, Insecta, Lepidoptera, Cosmopterigidae.
UAAACCGACCAAGUAAAAUAGAUAAGCCAGUCUUACUAAGGCGCGCUUAAAUAACGAUGCCUAACAUUUGUUUGGUUUUUUGUUUAGUUUUAUUCUUUGAUUUGUUAUUUUGCUUCUUUGAGUAAUAUUCUUUGUAAUUUGUGAAUAUAAGUAAUGGCUCAUGCUAUUCUGUUGGCACAUGCGGAAGAUAGUAGAAAGCGAGCAGCCCUUAGGAUAAGAAAACGACAACUGAGGGCUUGUAGUGCUCCUAUGCAUUUGCCCGAAGAAGAGUUUAUUUUAAACUUCAGGCUUUCCAAAAGUACUUUUAAGGAAUUGGUGGAAGAAUAUGUCAUCGACGCAUAUAUGCCAUCGACGCGCCGUUCUACCGCUGUUCGUAACGACUUAAAAAUAUGUGAUAGUGAGCUAAAUAUUUUGCAUGUAGAUGCAUCAUAUGGUGGUGCAUCUCAUGACUCUUUCGUUUGGAACCAGUCACCAGUAAAAUCAUUCCUUGAGAGACUGGAGAGCAUUGGGGAAGGCUGUUGGCUGUUAGGUGAUUCUGGCUAUGCACAAUGUCCAUGGAUGAUGACACCAAUCCUUGGUGCUGCUUCAGAAUCUCCAGCAGAAUUUUACACAUAUCAACAUUGUCGCGUACGCAAUACCGUGGAACGAAUGAUCUGA